Paralichthys olivaceus (Japanese flounder) is the source of this 1204-nucleotide messenger RNA. It is a transcript of the gene fas, whose product is annotated as Fas cell surface death receptor. Lineage: Eukaryota; Metazoa; Chordata; Actinopteri; Pleuronectiformes; Paralichthyidae. Gene Ontology annotation, biological process: activation-induced cell death of T cells; extrinsic apoptotic signaling pathway in absence of ligand; immune response. Gene Ontology annotation, molecular function: protein binding; tumor necrosis factor receptor activity. The record is from RefSeq and is a predicted model, not a curated record. Gene Ontology annotation, cellular component: CD95 death-inducing signaling complex; external side of plasma membrane; membrane raft.
GCCCAGCGCUGCCCGGCUCGCCACUUCAAAAACAACGAGUACUUUGCUGCAAUCGAAACUUGCGCAGUCAUGUCGCAUUAAAGUGAGAUUUACUUUAUCUGCGAGUGUUUUCAAGCUUGAUCUGUUUUACUUCUACAACAGUAAACACUAGAGACGAAGGCCAGCUGGUUGGUUUAGGUAAUGGACUUUUCUUCAGCCUCGCCCCAAACUGAGAAGACGCUCCCGGUGCAUUUAGUUAAAGGACUGUCCCGCAGCAGGAGGCAGGAGUGUGCACAUGGCGACUACCGUCACGAGGGGAGGACCUGCUGUAUGUGUGGACCUGGCCUGCGGCUGAUGACUCACUGCUCUGUCAAUCAAAAUGAUGGACAAUGCGAGUCCUGUGCUACUGGGACUUACAGCAGUCAUCCCAAUAGCCAGGAGUCCUGUGAACCCUGCACAUCCUGUGGACAACCCGAUGCUAAUCUAGAGGAGGAAGAAUCCUGUACCCGAGCCCGUAACACUAAAUGCCGAUGUAAAAAAGGUCAUUAUUGCAGCACCAGCACAGAGAAGUGCUUACUCUGCCACCUUUGCAAAGAAUGUGGCUCAGAUGGUGUCAGGGUUGCUUGCACAGCCACAAACGACACGGUCUGCCAUGACAAAUCUGAAGGGGGAAAUGCUGGAAUUAUAGCUGGAAUAAUUGUCCCACUGGUGCUUAUUGCACUAAUUGGAGUUGCAGUCUGGUGUUGCAGAAGGAGAAAUAGAAAACAAUAUACCCCCGGCCAGCCAAAUGGCAAUGCACAGACAGUGGAGCUGCAGACUCUGAAUGAGCUCCAAUCUAAGCACAUGCCCGACAUUGCAGCCGCUCUUGGGUGGAAGAAUAUGCGGGAUGUAGCAAUGCGUAGUGGGAUGACAACAGUUGAAAUUGAUUCUUGUAAACAGAGCGCCCCCACUGACCCUGAGGAGAUGACCCUCCAACUGCUAUCGAAAUGGAUAGAGAAGGAGGGUAGGGGUGCGGCAACAAGGUUGAUCACACUCCUAGAAAAGAAUCAUAAAAGGGACAAAGCAGAGAGGGUGGCAGAGAUAUUGAGAAGAGGAGAUGCUCCUGUUUGAAUGUAAAUAUUGGGAGCACUUUAAUAUAUUUGUAGCGUUGCCUAUCGAACAAAUUACUAUUGUGUUGAGAUGUUUACACAAUACUGGUUGACCAUUUUAAGUGUUUUUUGGAAAA